Molecule: messenger RNA, 1008 nt
Organism: Colletotrichum phormii
Lineage: Eukaryota; Fungi; Ascomycota; Sordariomycetes; Glomerellales; Glomerellaceae
Exons: 2
Coding region: 1-1008 (335 amino acids)
Source: RefSeq, a predicted model, not a curated record
AUGUCGGCCAACACAAAAACCGUCGAUUCAUGGCGCGUUCAUGACGAGACAUUUCACGAAAUCAUUGGUCCGAGCCCAUCGCUGGACCUAAUACUGCAAAUCGACUCGUAUCCCUUCGCUCACGAAGCCGGCGUAUCCAUCCCAUCAGCUGGUAAACUAUUCAUCACCAGCAAUCAGUUCGCGGACAAAGAUGGCUCUAAGAAGGUCCAGACUUCCAAAGUAACAUUGUCCGUCGGUGGAAAGCCUAUAAAGCAUGAAGAGAUCUCAUGUCCGGAAAUUGAGAUGGGCAACGGCGGCGUCAACUACGGCGAUGACAUUCUCUUCUGUGCUCAAGGCUCGGUGACGCAGCCUAGCGGUCUGUUCAAGAUGUCAAGAACGCCUCCGUAUACGACUGAGUCAGUCGUAACUACCUUCCAUUCUCGGCCCUUCAACUCCGUGAACGAUGUUGUCAUCAGCAAAGAUGGAAGCAUAUGGUUCACUGAUCCACCUUACGGUCAUGAGCAGGGUUACCGCCCUCCCGCGACCCUACCUAGCCAGGUAUAUCGCUUUGAUCCGGCGACAUCCUCGAUCCGGGCCAUGGCGGACGGGCUUGGCAGACCAAACGGGAUUUGCUUCUCGCCUGACGAAACCACUGUCUAUGUAACAGACACCGAAAUUGUGCACGGCGAUGGCUCAAUAGACGGCAAUCGCGCUUCCACUAUAUAUGCCUUUGACGUUGAACAACGCCACAGACAGCCCGUGUUGCUGAAUCGAAGAUUAUUUGCAUUCGCCGAUGUCGGUAUACCAGACGGAAUCAAGUGCGAUAUGAACGGCAACGUCUACAGCGGAUGCGGGGAUGGCAUCAACGUCUGGUCUCCAGGCGGUGUCCUACUCGGUCGUAUCCUCGUCGACGGGGGUGCCGCCAACUUUUGCUUCGGACGCGAGGGCGAGCUCUUCAUACUCAACGAGCAUCGUCUUUGGAGAGCACAGUUGAGCAAGUCGGUCAAGGGUGCGCUUCUGGGGGUCUAG